AUGAGGGCGCCUCCUCUUUUCCAUUCGUACUCUACUUACUGCAUCGCCUCGCAGGCUCCUCUCCUCUCCGGCUAUGGCAACUCCGAAGAGAAAGCUGAGAGAAGGCAGAGACAGCUCCUUUUCUCUGCGUGCGCACUCACUCAAGCUGUUCAAACACCCCGCAGUGACGACAGCUCGCCUCGCGACUCCACGUUGUCGUCUUCACCCCCGGACGACGUUACCGUCGUUCUGGAUUCAGGCGACGCCUCGGGGUCUCCUUUGACGUUUACUUACUCACAUGCUGAACCUUUCGCCUUUCCCUCCGCUUCACGUUCUCCUUCUCCGUUGUGCUGCGCCAACGCAGCCUCCACUGGAAAGUCACAGUCGCCAACGAGGUCGCCGCAGUCUGAAUUGUCGCGCUCGCCUUCCUUUGCAUCGUCCCCUUGCCAGUCCGUCGCGUGUGGCAAUACAGAUGAGGAGUCCUUUUUUCAAUCAUUGCGGUCGUCGUGUCUUUUUGAGAGCGGCGAUCCGCCAUCAUACCGUGUGAAGACUGAGCCAGGAGUGGUGUCGGCCCAGCGGGGUCGCGAACGCCUCGCCACACGGUCACGCCCUCCGCGUCUGGCGAAUUCGACGCUCCCGUUCUGGAGUUCUGGACAGUCCCAAGAAGCAGGCUGCAUGUGCGGUCCCUCCUCUGUCUCUUCUCAAGAUGAAGUUCCCUGCUCGUCGGCAGCUUCCUGUGCGCGCUGCUCUUCCGGAUGCCGCUACAACGGAGAAGCUUCAGAAGCACAGCUCUGCAGUGCCGACGGCGGGGAACACACGUGUGUCCCCCGAUCCGGUUUCUCCUCCGCGAGAGUGCCUUUCUCUCCCUGCUCGGAUGUCCGUCUAUUCGCGUCCUCCCGCACCUCCACAGGCUUCUUCACUCUCCCGUCUCUGAUCCAACCUCCUGAGUCACGGCGCCGAAGGCGCCGAGCGGCGUUCUUAUCGUUGCUUGCCUUCCUCUUUUGCGUGUUUCUGUUUUUUGGAGUGCUGCUGCCGAUGUCCAGGGCAAGUCAGUUGGGAAACAUGCUCAUGGCAGAUCACAUAAAAGCUACCGGCAGCAAGAGAAGCCUGGGGACUGUGCCCGCAGGCUUGACGGAGGAGACUCCUACCAGUCUUUUGCCUCUACCCGAGUGCAGUACAAAACGCAGGGGCGAUUCUUCCGAUGCUCCAACAGGCCUUGACGGCGGAGAAGGCCCCUGGUUAGCAAAAAUACUUCAUUUUGUGGAGACUAUCUUCAGUUCGAAUUCAGCGUCGCUUAGUUCUACCGUCCCGGCUGAAUGGCAGCCGACGCUUCUGUCAUUGAUUGUUCAUUCAUCGGCACUUCUUCGCUCGGCAUUUCCUGUGCUCUCCUCGCUUCCCGCCGUCUUCCUAUUCCUCCUCCUUGUCUCUGUGUGCUGCUGCCUUCUCUGCAUAGCCAUAUCUUUCACGCUUGUCUGCAAACACCUCAUGAACUACUACGAGCCUAGUUUGCAGCGUUACGUCUGUCGCAUAUGCCUGGUCAGCCCCACCUUCGCAAUCGCUUCUCUGAUCUACUUUGCUCACACGCUUUCCAGUGCUGCGCCCCCCUCGGACUCUCGCUCCUCUCUUUCAUCCUACACUGUCGGCGCCUCUGCCUCACCAGCCGCCGUCGCGACGUCUGUGACGCCUGCGUCGCGCCUUGCGCCCCAAAGCGAGGCAUCAUCUCAGGGCCUCGAGGAGUAUUUGGACGACUCAAGUUCGCUCGGUGACUCUGCCAGAGUUCCAGACGCCGGCCUGUUCGCUACCACGGCAGCGUCCGAGGCCCGCGUUGAGGAGAUCUUUAUUGACUUCCUUCGAGACCUUGGCCAAGCUGGAGCCCUUUACAGCUUUCUCGUCCUCAUGAUCAAUUGCUGCGGAAAUGACCGAUGUAUCUCAAUGACGCUAGCCUGCAACCCAAAGUUGGUGAAUGCCGUCCCACCCCUGAAUUUCUUCAUUCCUUCUUUCCAUCCGAAGCCGCACAUCCUCCGCUACCUCAAAGUAGGCGUGAUGCAGUUCGUGCUCGUCGUGCCCCUCGUCGGCGUCAUCUCUCUCCUGCAAGCAAUCUACGACAGCGACUCGAUGCCUCUCCUCGCGCAUUCAACUUCUGCUCUUCAAGAGGCACCCCUUGUUGCUUCAAGCCUGAUGGAUUCAGGAGGCACCACGCCGGGCGAUAAGACGUUUUCGGACGACGUAGGCGAUCAUUCUCCGCCCUCUGUGAACGUCUCUCCUCAGGCCUCGCCAUCGGCUGAUUUCCCAGCUCUGAGAAUUGAUUCGCGCGACAUCGGCGCUCUCCUGUCGUUCUUUCCUGUCUUCCUCUCCCUGCCGACCGUGCUGAUGUACCGAGCUUCAGAUUGGUUUCUGUUCCGCGGCAUGGCGGCAGCGACCUCUCUGGUGCUGCUGGGGUCAGUAUUCAUCUGCAUGCUCUCGCUCCUUCAGUUCUACCUCUGCACCGAGUCGCUGAUUCGGCCCUACAAACCGCUUCAAAAGUUCCUUUCCAUCAAAGUCCUCGUCUUUUUUCAAGUGUGGCAGCGCCUGGCCAUUCGGACGCUCCUCGGCGUCGGCGUCAUUCAGGGGAACACCGUUUUCGAGGCCGAGCAAAUGGCGGAUCUCUAUCACAACAUCUUGAUGAGCGUGUGGAUGGUAUUCAUCUCGAUUAGUCACGUGCUUUGCUUCCCCGUCAGUGACCACCUCCCCGAAGUCGUCGGAGGCGCGCGUGGCGCUUGCUUCGUGGAACCGCCCAGCGCCUCGUUCUGCCAGGGGUUGCUCGAGGUUCUUCUGGCUGUGGACGUCCUGCAAGAUGCGAGGGAGAUCGCGCUUCUGCCUCACCGGUCCCUUGACCGCGCCUGCUCCAUUCUCCAUGAACAGUGCCUCAAGGCCGACAGCGAGUUCCACCACCUGCUUUCGCUGGAUGGGCGCAGCGAGCUGGAUCGCCUCUUGUCCUCGUCGUGUCUCCGCACGCACAGCCAAGCGACGGUGGCGUUUGAAGCGCAAGUCGCGCCCGACGAUCGCAGCCCGGCGAGCGCGACUACGCUCCUCCCUUGGAUUCGGAGAGCCACGGCUUCUGCGCCCUCCGGGUUGUUCCGCGGCCUCUUCGGCAGCAUGGAGACUGGGAGUGACGCCCGAGCCGACACGCACGACGCGAGAGACUCUCAAGAGAGAAGUCGAAGGAAAGACGACGAGAGAAGCAGACACAAGUUCAGCGUCAGAUCCCGCAGCGACAGCGACGUCGUGGUUCCGACCUUGAAGGCGCUGUCUGGAUCAUCCGAUCGCCGGAGGAUCCCCCUCCUUUCGUCAGCCUCGGCAUCGGAGCUGCGGCUUCCCAGCGACUUCUGCCCGACCGGCCUGGCAGGCGAAGCGAAGCCUCGAGAGGUCGAACACAGGUUCCUGCCUCUGCGCGAGGAGCUCGACGACGGCCGGACCUCACAGCCCGAGCUGGUUUGCCCACCGGCCCCUACCAGCUCGCCCGUCGCCGGCAUUUCUUCUCCCGAGGUCUACCUACCGCCGCUUAGUCGCUGCCUGACUUCCCUGAGUCAAACGCUGUCCUCAUCAGGCGAGGGCGUCUCAGCAGGGACCGUCCGAGAGUCUUUGCCGGCGUGCGCCCACUUCCUUCUGUCGCCGCGGAACGCCUCUAGUGCGCACUCGGGGUCGGUCGCGUCGCCGCAGGCCCACUCUAGCGCCAGGUCUGAGAGCCAGUUUGGGGGGGGAGACCCGUUCGCACACGCCAACCUCUUUUCGCCUUCGUCGCGCGGCGCCUCCUUCGCACUCGCCGCCGGACCCAGCAGCCACCACGGCGCCGCGUCGCUCCGCGGGCCUGCGCCCCUGCCGCCCUACGCGUCUCCGCUGGCGUCGGUGGCGGCGUCCAUCGCAGUUUCGGGGCGCUACCCUCGCAGCGCCACGGGUCGCGCCGCUGUGGCUGCGCGCUUCCUGUUGGCGUCUAGUCCCACGUCGCCGUUUCAUCGAUGCCCCGCGGCUGCGCUGGCCGUCGCGCUCGGAGCGCAGCUGCCGGUGCCUGCGUUCGGCUUUGAAGAGAUUCCCGAGGCGACGACACGGGGAUCCAGCAGAGACACCCUCGUCAGCCGGACGCUCAGCCACCCGCCCCCCGGGGUGCAUCAGGGCUUCGCCGUUAGUCUUCCCGCCCACGCGCCGCGGACGACGUUCGCCGUGGACGAGCGAGACUUGGCCGUCGUGGAGGCGGAAGCGAGGCACGCGGGGAGCACUGUUUGCGCGCACAGGCUGUCACACACCUAUGACCACCUGCCUGACCUGCCCGAGCAGAAAAUGGCGGAACUCGACGCCGCGGUUGGGCACGAGGAGGCGCCUUCCGCUGGAGGCGGGCGCGGGCCCCUGGCGCUGGGUGCGAACGACACGGAGGCCAAGGGAGCGAGGGGCGGCGAGCGAGCUUCAGAGAAUUCCAGAGACGAAGGAGAGUCGUGGAAUGGCAGCUUCAGACACCGGAGCUUGGCUUCCGCCCUUACGACCGCCGGCGUUGACUGCUCCGCCUCACCUUCCUCUUGCCUGCUUGAGGGCGAGAGGCAGAGCCCGCUGGCUUGCCUCAAGGACGAGGGUGGUCUUCGGAGCCCAGACGGCGCAUCUGCGCGGGCGCGGCCAGGCCGACAUUUCGCAGCGGAGGCUGGCGAGAGAGAAGCUUUGCCGGCCGCCUCACGGGACGCCCAGGUCUCACGGGGACCCGAGCCCCCAAUCGGCUGCUGUGAAGCAAACACGCGAAGGCUGAAGUCCUGGAUUUCGCAGCCUGAACCGCCAGCCGAUGUGCACCUCUUCCUUGCUUCGGCCGCUUAUGAGCGAAGGCAUGAACAGACAGAAACGCGCGGAGCUUCUGAAGGAAACUGCAGGCGCCCACGCAAAGGCGCUCGCGAUUUAGGCGACCUACAGCGUGCACCUUUGCCUACAAAAGGACAACGCAGACGCCUCGGGUUCGGCGGAGGGGGGCCAGAGUCGGGCGCAGCACUCAGAGGCCUGCGGAGACGCUCGCUUCCCUCUGCGAGUGUGAAGGGAGAGGAAGAUGCAGAGACCGAACUCUGGACGGAGGCAGCUGAAGAAGAUGCCUACCCGCGUCUUCUUCAGCCGGGAGUACUCCAGCAGGCAGAAGAGAACGAAGAGGACGGGGUCAGAUGGCGAGCACCAGCCCCGGCUGCCGAGACAGCCGCCUGCAAGAAGGAGAGCCCUGGAGACUUUCCCUGGCUGUCGGAAGACUGCGCCUGCGAAGGACGCAACGCCCCCCGCGCAGACACCGAGUCGAGGAACCCGAGACGCAAGCAGCCAGACCAACCCUUUGGAGACAGGGGCGACGGCGGGCCUGAGGCGAGUCCCUGCAGCCCCCAGAGCCUCGGCGGCGAUGGCAGCGAGGAGGAGAGACCCGGAGAAAGUGCGGGGGCGAGCGCACAGGCGCACAGCAGAAGUGCGUGUCUGCUUCAAGUCGAAACAGAGACUGGAGCACGCCGGUUCACGGGCGCGCCGGAGCUCUCAGCUCAAGAUGAGCAUGACGCAGGCAACUUCACGGACUCAGCGGGUCAAGGCGCCCCGCCGGCUUACCCCACGAGAAUGGCGACGGAAGAAGCCCCGGAGGCAGAGAGACAUGGGAGCAGUUGCGGGGAGGGGGAGCAAGGAUGCAACUUGACAACUUCAGAGUUGGCGUGCGGUCUCCGCGUCGCGUCUGAAUCCGCCCAAGAGCGCAGCUGCAGAGAAGCGGAAGGCGACGGAGAAGAGACCCCGCCAUUCGAGCGGAUGGACGAGGAGAGAGAGACCGAGGAGAUCUGGCCUGAGGAUGAAAGCGUGAGAAUCGUCCAGAGUCCUUUGAGACUUGGGUGGAGUUGCGAGGUCGUAGAAGAGGAAGAUGAGGAAGACGCCAGCUCGUUUUACUCCAGAAAUCAGAUGUUUUGA
Messenger RNA from Besnoitia besnoiti, 5913 nucleotides. RefSeq lists its product as uncharacterized. Bases 1 to 5913 code for a protein of 1970 amino acids. Gene Ontology annotation, biological process: transport. The transcript has 4 exons. NCBI's taxonomy places the organism in Eukaryota, Apicomplexa, Conoidasida, Eucoccidiorida, Sarcocystidae. The record is from RefSeq and is a predicted model, not a curated record. Gene Ontology annotation, molecular function: transporter activity.